Messenger RNA from Verruconis gallopava, 1843 nucleotides. RefSeq lists its product as uncharacterized. Gene Ontology annotation, cellular component: cell cortex. The transcript has 6 exons. Gene Ontology annotation, molecular function: actin monomer binding. The record is from RefSeq and is a predicted model, not a curated record. The coding region runs from base 583 to 966 and encodes 127 amino acids. Lineage: Eukaryota; Fungi; Ascomycota; Dothideomycetes; Venturiales; Sympoventuriaceae.
CCCAGAACAACAAGGCAGAGGAGACAUGCCAUCCCUAUGGCACCCGACGGCCACGCGCGACGUGCUUGAGUGUCGGGCGGGAGAGACGAGCAGAGCGGCAAGGACAAGGAAAAGUCGACGGCGCCUGAGGCAGCAAAGUGGGGUGGAGUUGCAAGCAGAUCCCCGCCGCGAGUGGAACUGACCUGACUGUGGACGGGCGAGGGGAUUGUUGGCCGUCGGUGCUGGUGCGUGUGUUUUGUCGUGCUGUGUGUUGCUGUGUUUUUUCUUCUCUUUUCCCUUCCAAGUACGCUGACCUCCGUCACAAGCCCGUCCGCGUUUCACAUUACGCCAUACUCUGUCUUGUUGCCUCGUUACCACCAGCACCUCCUCCUCCUCCACCGCCGCCGCAAAAGCGCUCCUUGGCUCCCACUGACUCUUCGCUGCCUGAGAAGGCCUUGACUUGGAUCACUUUCCCUUCUUCCACUGACACAUACCUACACACGCACACUCACAUACCUGCGUGCCUGGCCUUUGUCUCGGGAAGGCAAAAAAAAAGUAAAAUAGAACGCUUGCACCCACAGCGAGGAACAGUCAUCCCCCACCAUGUCCUGGCAAGCAUAUAUCGACACCUCCCUCGUCGGCUCCGGCAACGUCGAUUCCGCCGCCAUCUUCAGCGUCAACGGCAAGGACAGCUGGGCCCACUCUGCAAACUUCAAGAUAUCGGCAGAUGAAAUGGCAGAGCUUCUGAAGGCCUUUGACGACCCCAACUCCGCCUACGCAAAUGGCCUCAAGAUCAAUGGCGAGAAGUACACCGUCAUCCAGGUCCUUGAUAAUGUCCUGCGAACGAAGAAGGGCAAGGAAGGGCUCGUGGCUGCCAAGACGGUCCAGGCAUUGAUCAUCGCACACCACCCAGAGAGCGUCCUAACCAACGCAUGUUCGGCAACAGUGGAGCAGCUGGCCGAGUACUUGAAGGGCGUUGGAUACUGAUUGCGCACAUACUGUACAAAAUUGCCGUGGAAAGCAGGAGACGCCUAUGUGAUUGCAUUGAGAGAAGGGAGGGAGAGACCGAGUGCAAUGCUGUCAACGCUUGACUAGAAGAAGGGAAUUUUGUGCCGGGGGAAAGGCGGGGGUUGCGUGAUGAUAUGGAACACAAUGAACGAACAACAGAUGAGACCAUGUGAAUAGACGCCGGUACGUAGGAAAUACCGCACACGAUCGCCAAAAUUUGUUUUCCAUCUGUUACCCCUCUUCCUGCCAAGGGCGUUCCUGUUCAAAUGUGAUAGGUGUUACUGCUCUCGACAUGAAGCUCAAGGUGGUCGAUUGAUGCGACGCAGACGCGUCAAGCCAAGAGCAUGGGCAUGACUAUGUGCCGUCCAACGAACGCCUCAGCUUUCUGCCGAUUCAAAAGGCCUGCGAAUCCUCAGAGGAAUCAAAUUCGCGACCUGAUCUCUUCUCUUUCAUGUGAUGCCAAAGGCUCUACAUCCGCUCCUUCUGGUCAGCGGUGACGGAUGAAAUAGCUGGAUCGCAUGCUUGACUACAGCGCGGAGCACUGGUUACGCUUCCGCUGCGUCGUCAUGGGGAAAGUAUCCUGCCAUUCUCUCUCGUUCAUCAAAUCAGCACUUCGGUCGACCAUUCGAUGAGCUGGAGUACCGCCCUUCAAGAUUAUGAUUGUGAGAACUAUGCCUAAGUUCGGAAUGCAAACGUGGAGUCUUGGACCGUCGUUCGCUACAAUUUGCGAUAUCUUUAGACCUAUGCCUUCAUUUUGUCUUCCACCGCUUUGUGUCACUGGCCCCGGUGAGUUUCUAGGAGAUGGUCAUUCCAGGCUGCUUUUGAAAGCCCACGGUGAUUCAUACAUGAAUUGGUG